AUGAUUACUUAAGCAAAGAGACACUUCAUAGAGAAUAAGAUUCAAAAAAACUAAGAAUUGCUUGGAGGUGUAAGAUGGUAGUCUCCAAACAACUAUAAAAAUGACGAGAAUUAUUUCCAAGCCCUUGAAAAAGCAAAGCAAGAUUUCCAUAAGGUCUGUCAUUUGCCUAAUGGCGUAACUUGGGUUAAGGUGGAAAAGGUUGGCUUAUAGAUUGUAUAAGGAAGAAUGUGGUGGUUCGAAGUUAAAUUGAGUGAUAAAAAAACAUACCAGAUGGAAGUAUAUUAGGACUUGUAAGAUACAUUUGAAUUAGAUGAAUGCAAUAAAUGA
Paramecium tetraurelia is the source of this 327-nucleotide messenger RNA. RefSeq lists its product as uncharacterized. The record is from RefSeq and is a predicted model, not a curated record. The transcript is spliced from 2 exons. NCBI's taxonomy places the organism in Eukaryota, Ciliophora, Oligohymenophorea, Peniculida, Parameciidae.